Vigna radiata var. radiata (mung bean) is the source of this 621-nucleotide messenger RNA. RefSeq lists its product as uncharacterized. The coding region runs from base 1 to 621 and encodes 206 amino acids. The record is from RefSeq and is a predicted model, not a curated record. NCBI's taxonomy places the organism in Eukaryota, Viridiplantae, Streptophyta, Magnoliopsida, Fabales, Fabaceae. The transcript has a single exon.
AUGGCGCCUUUUGAAGCCUUGUAUGGGAGAAGAUGUCGAACACCUUUGUGCUGGUAUCACGAUGGGGAAGCAGUGACAGUGGGGCCUGAAUUGUUGCAGAUAACCACACAGAAGGUAAAGUUGAUUCAGGAGCGGAUGCGGGCAACACAGAGCAGGCAGAAAUCUUAUGCCGAUAAGAGAAGGAGACCGCUAGAGUUUGAGACAGGAGAUCAUGUGUUUCUACGUGUGACACCGACAACUGGAGUUGGGAGAGCUNUUAAGUCAAAGAAGUUGUCACCGAAAUUUCUCGGACCGUAUGAGAUUCUUAGGAGAAUCGGACCAGUAGCUUAUGAGGUAGCGUUGCCACCUCAGUUGGCGAACUUACAUAAUGUGUUCCAUGUAUCUCAGUUGAGGAAAUAUGUUCCAAAUGCGACUCAUGUGCUAGAGGCAGAUGAUAUCCAAGUUAGAGAGGAUCUCACUUUGGAUACUAGACCAGUGCGAGUCUUAGAUGAGCAAACUAAAAACCUAAGAGGAAAGGAUAUUCGCAUGGUGAAAGUUCUUUGGAACGAAGGGACUCAGGAAAUGACUUGGGAAUUAGAAGAGUAUAUGAAGAAAGAGUAUCCAUAUCUUUUUCCUGAAUAA